GACAGCUGGGUGUCUGAGGAGGCUACAAGUCUUAAGCAGAUGAGCGCAGUUUUACUUUAUCACAGAAGCUGUUGGAGUUUGAGGACGGCUGUGUAUACCUAAAGCUGGAGGUUCAGCUGCUGGAGCCAUGGCUGCUGGGUUCCUCGUUGGAAGAUUUCUGCUGAUUUUUGUGUUGAGUGAGAUAAAGUACUCUUCGGUUUUUCCGUCAGUUGGGAGUUGGGGGAGUUUUCAGGUGAAGUUUGAUCCUGGCUUUCACAUCCACCACCACAAACUCGUAAAUCCAUUGACCAAGUAUUUGUGGCGACUCAAGGAUGGUCUUCUGGAGUUGCCAAAGCUCUUGCAUCACAAAUACGACCAACCACAGUGUUGUGACAGUGACUCAGCGGUGCAUCACCAUCCUGUCAAGCCUCCAACCCCAAUCUGUGGCUCAAAAACCCACGGUCCAAACUGUCCUGAGCCAAAGUGGCCCAUCGUUGGCCAUGGACCAUCCCAUCAUCCCUUGCGCUGGCCUUUCUACCAUGUCCUUCGUGGACUUCUCUGUCACCAGCACCCCUGUCCACACAGCCACGGCCACACCCAUGACCACGGCCACACCCAUGACCACGGCCACGAUCAUGACCACUGUUCUGGACACCAGCACUCCCACCACUGUGGACUUCACAAGCACCACCAUGGGCCUGUAUUCUACCACCCUCACCACGGUCCUGGACACCACCACCACCAUCAUCAUCACAUCCACCACCAGAAGGACAAGACCAUUCAGCAUGGCUGUGACCCUACAACUAAAUUGUGCUAAUGUCAAAAGAAUGGCGCUUUGUUGGCUCCCCUGAGCCAAAGUGGCCAAACCUCCGUGGAGGACUCUUCUUCCAGGUCUGACCUGGAACCCUGAGGUGUUCAGUUAUCUGCAUCAAUAAAGAUUUCUGUAAAUGAC
Messenger RNA from Oryzias melastigma (Indian medaka), 931 nucleotides. RefSeq names its product histidine-rich glycoprotein. Bases 128 to 796 code for a protein of 222 amino acids. The record is from RefSeq and is a predicted model, not a curated record. Lineage: Eukaryota; Metazoa; Chordata; Actinopteri; Beloniformes; Adrianichthyidae. The transcript has 3 exons.